Messenger RNA from Oncorhynchus gorbuscha (pink salmon), 1912 nucleotides. Its product is annotated as transmembrane protein 151B-like. Lineage: Eukaryota; Metazoa; Chordata; Actinopteri; Salmoniformes; Salmonidae. Bases 374 to 1912 code for a protein of 512 amino acids. The record is from RefSeq and is a predicted model, not a curated record. The transcript is spliced from 8 exons.
UAUAAUCUUUAUUAACGGAAGAAAUCUGGGUUUUGUCUAAUCUAUGCUAUGUUUGUAUGGGAAAGGUGAAUUAAUCAAACCAUGGAAGGCGUGAAGAUGAACCGAGAGGCACCGAGUGAAUGAACUAUUUUGAUCCCGACAGAGACGACUUUCAGUCGGCGUGGAUUAUGCGCAUUUGCCGCAGGCUGUACUGUCAUCACUACAGUGAAACCGGAUCUCGACCGGCGACGGAUGGGGUGACUCCCGCAGUGCCGAGGAGGUGGUCCCAGCCUCUGGCCAGGGCCGCCACUGCUGGGGUGGGUCCCCAUCCCUGGCACCGUUAACCGUAGGGCUAACGGGAGAACACGUGUCAGGGUGGAAGAGGAAAGAUAAAAUGCAGACGGAGGUGCCAGUACCACCGGAGACAGGAGAGGAGACCUUAGAAGACGGAGCAGGGAGAGAGGAGCAGCGUCCCCUGCAGCAGUCCCUGGCUGCCUCUCUGUGUCGUGAGUCUUACUGGAAGUGCCUCCUCCUCACUCUCCUCAUGUACGGCUGUUUCUCCACGCUGGGCUGGUGUGUCGUCUGCCGCGUCCCAGCUCUGGGCUCCGGGGAGUAUGUUGUUAUCUCGGCUCCGUCCUCCACCACCUUACCUGACUUACCUCAGCUGCACAUCCAGCACGACAGGCCAUGUUCCAGUGGGUAUGUGUAUAUCCCUCUAGCCUUCCUAGCUAUGCUGUACGUGGUGUAUCUGGUGGAAUGCUGGCACUGUUACUCCAAGACCGCCAUUUUGGCUCACGCAGAGACGGCAGAGGUGUAUGAGCGUGUCACAAGGCUCCAGCAGGCCACUCCCUGUAUCUGGUGGAAGGCCAUCAGUUACCACUACGUCAGACGGACCAGACAGGUGACCAGGUAUCGCAACGGAGACGCUUAUACCACUACACAGGUCUACCAUGAGAGGGUUAACACCCACGCCUCCAGCUCUGAGUUUGACUACGGUCGCCACGGGGUUAAAGACGUCUCCAAGAAUCUCCAGGGACUUCAGGAGCAUCCAGCUGUUAGGCUACGGUUCACCAAGUGUUUCAGUUUUGCCAGCGCCCGUGCGGAGGCUGCAUACCUCACCCAGCGAGCACGCUUCUUCGGAGACAACGAGGGUCUAGACGAUUACAUGGAAGCCCGGGAAGGCAUGCAUCUAAAGAACGUGGAUUUCAAGGAGCAUAUUCUGGCGUUCCCAGACCCGACCCGGCAACCGUGGUAUUCCCGACACCGGGUCUUCUGGCUGGCCUCAGCGUUCCUCUUCUCCUGGCCCAUCCGGGUCGUGUCGGAGUACUGCACGGCCCACGUACACUACCACGUGGAGAAACUGUUCGGAGAGGAGACGCUCCGUGAGGACGGAGGCGCCAACGGCGGGUCGAGCUACAGAGCGAUAUCGCGGGUGAACACGGUGGACAUGACGGAGCUGGAGUGGCAUAUUCGCUGUAAUCAACAAAUGGUUCCUUCGUAUUCCGAAGCUCUCCUCAUGGACUUGGAGAGAGAGAGUAAUGGAGGAGUCAGUGGAACAGGAGGAACUAACACCACUUCCUCAACACCUGGAGCUCCGGGCUCCAUCCAGGGGGGCUUUCCAGCCAGCAUGACCCGUCCAGUGGCCUUCUCCACGGCUUACCUCCUCCAGAGCUGCCCCCGGUGUCGGAGUACCAUGUCAAGCUCCAGCCUGCCAUCCAGGCUAAGGGCCCCGACGGGGAAUCCAGCCCUGCUGAACGGCACUGUGGUUGGGAUGAGGGCGAAUGGCUUCGGCGUCGUCACCGACUUCAGAGGGCAAAAGCUCACCUUCGACGGCCACUGGCCUCGCUGGAGAAGUGUGCUCUUCACCGAUGAAUCCCAGGUUUCAACUAUACCAGACAGACGGUACACAGCGUGUAUGGCGUCGUGUGGGUGA